UGACAUUUUAAGACAGGAGGCCUAACAGAUCCUGUCUCCACAACGCAGCUCUGCGCCUGUCUUCAUCAUCAUUGUGUUUGUGUCUCAGAGGUAGAGAAUAGCACCUGCGCGCGGUGGAAGACGGAACGUCUACUUACAGCUGCGGAGCUUCCGGCCUGCGGGGGAAAGGAGCCCGCCCCUCCCGGCUGCGCGCGCACGCGCAGUUAGUCACGUGAUGCUGGGGCGGGGCAGAUGGGCGGUACCGGCCGCCAUUGCUCCGUCGACGCUGUCGCCGGCAAGCGGUCAGCGUGUGUGUUUUUGUUUUGUUUUGUUUUUUAUACCGGAUUAAGCAUGCUGCUGCGUGACAGCAGAGGGUUAGGAAAAGGCGUAGUGGAGCCUGGAGCGGUCGUCCCCGACUCGACGCAGCUUCCGUUCUCCUGGUGACGUGGCCCACAGGACCCGCCCCAGUGGUCUGCCGCAGCCCUAUUGCUAGGCAACAGCGUGCGCGCGCUGAUCGGCGCGGGGCAGAGAAGUGGGAUUUGGAAGCUUAGGGGCACAAGCCCAGCGACUGCACCGGGAUGGACCAGUACUGUAUCCUGGGCCGCAUCGGGGAGGGCGCCCACGGCAUCGUCUUCAAGGCCAAGCACGUGGAGCCGAGGAAAGAGCUGGGCUGGCAUUGUCUGCCUUCUAUCCUGCAGACUGGCGAGAUAGUUGCCCUCAAGAAGGUAGCCCUACGGCGGUUGGAGGACGGUAUCCCUAACCAGGCCCUGCGGGAGAUUAAGGCUCUGCAGGAAAUGGAGGACAAUCAGUAUGUGGUGCAGCUGAAGGCUGUGUUCCCACAUGGUGCAGGCUUUGUGCUGGCCUUUGAGUUCAUGCUGUCGGAUCUGGCUGAGGUGGUGCGCCAUGCCCAGAGGCCACUAGCCCAGGCACAGGUCAAGAGCUACCUGCAGAUGCUGCUCAAGGGUGUCGCCUUCUGCCAUGCCAACAACAUUGUGCAUCGGGACCUGAAACCUGCCAACCUGCUCAUCAGUGCCUCGGGCCAGCUCAAGAUAGCGGACUUUGGCCUGGCCCGAGUCUUUUCCCCAGAUGGCAGCCGCCUCUACACACACCAGGUGGCCACCAGCUCUCUUCCUCGCAGGUGGUACCGAGCCCCUGAGCUCCUGUAUGGUGCCCGCCAGUAUGACCAGGGCGUCGAUCUGUGGGCCGUGGGCUGCAUCAUGGGGGAGCUGUUGAAUGGGUCCCCCCUUUUCCCGGGUGAGAACGACAUUGAACAGCUUUGCUGUGUGCUUCGCAUCUUGGGCACCCCCAGCCCUCAAGUCUGGCCGGUUUGGGGGAGCUCACUGAGCUGCCGGACUACAACAAGAUCUCCUUUAAGGAACAGGCACCCGUGCCCCUGGAGGAGGUGCUGCCCGAUGCCUCUCCCCAGGCAUUGGACUUGCUGGGUCAGUUCCUCCUCUACCCUCCUCGCCGGCGCAUCGCAGCCUCCAAGGCUCUCCUCCAUCAGUACUUCUUCACAGCUCCUCUGCCUGCCCAUCCAUCUGAGCUACCUAUUCCUCAGCGUCCAGGGGGACCUGCCCCCAAGGCCCAUCCAGGCCCCCCCCCACGUUCAUGACUUCCACGUGGACCGGCCUCUUGAGGAGUCGCUGUUGAACCCGGAGCUGAUUUGGCCCUUCAUCCCGGAGGGGUGAGAAGCUGGCCCUGGUCCUGUCUGCCUGUGCCUAAGGACCACCCAGUCCACUUGUUCCUCUGCCACCUGCCUGGCUCCACCCUCCAAGGCCUCCCCAUGGCCACACUGGGCCCACUCCACAUCACACCCUGCCCCUUAACCCUUGUGAGGGCUGGUCUUGAGGCAGAGGUUAUGCUCCUAGCCAAGAUCAUGACAGCAUCCAGCCCAGCAGAGGAGAUUCACAGCCUGUGCUUGGUGAGUCUGUGUGCUGCCGACCUACCCAUCAGAACAGUGAGCUCUGCUGCCAGUCAAGGCCUGCCUGUGCAGAAUGGCAGUGCCUGCCUUGGUGCUGCUUCCCUAGGUGUCGCCUCCUGGUCAAGGAGAAGUGCAGAGAGUAAAGCGUCCUCAUGUUGGAAACGCAAGUGGAAGGAUGAGUUGGUUCUAUUCUCAGAGAUAUUAAACAGUAACUAGUUCAGUAUAUGAGGUUAUAGAUUCUAAAAACCUUAAGUGUCUCUGUGUUAUGUCUGUUCCUCCUCCAUUUCUCUCAAGGGAAAUAAAUAAAGUGGCAUUGUCUCAUGGCCCUCAUUUUUGGGGGGUUCCUGGGCAAGGUGGCACCAAGCACAGGCACUUUUGCCCUGAGGGCCUCUUGUGUGCUUCCUAUGACUGAGCACUCAUUCGGAAGUGAGGGAGACGGAAGUCUAGGCCCAGGGAUGGCUCCAGCUGGGGAUCCAGCAGGAGACCCUCCAUACUGAGGCUGGUUUACCGACAUCUGCUCUCUCAGGAUGAGUGUGAGCCAGAAGCAGCUGUGGAUUUAAGGAAACAAGCAUUCCUGGAAUUCAUUCUUUAAUUUAAUAAAUCUCAAUAUAAUCCCA
Molecule: messenger RNA, 2517 nt
Organism: Sapajus apella (tufted capuchin)
Lineage: Eukaryota; Metazoa; Chordata; Mammalia; Primates; Cebidae
Gene: CDK20
Product: cyclin dependent kinase 20
Exons: 9
Coding region: 558-1667 (369 amino acids)
Biological process (GO): protein phosphorylation
Cellular component (GO): nucleus
Molecular function (GO): cyclin-dependent protein serine/threonine kinase activity; ATP binding
Source: RefSeq, a predicted model, not a curated record